UAUAAACAAUACAGCUUGCUAUUUGUUGUGUUAGUUUAACGAAGCCGACAGUGUUCCAGGUCGCUGUAAGCAGACGACGUUAUUUUCCGGAACACCCCUCUCGGAGUUUGUAGUUCAACCUGCGGAAUUUAAAGGCAAAAUGGCGACAGGGUGAUGGAUGGCAGGCGAAUAUCCAGCACUUAACCGAGUGUCAUGGCGUUCUUGUCAUUGCCUACAAAUUUCCAGCGUCGGAAAGAUGCUGUCUCUGCCAUGGCAGCAGUGAGAAAUAGUGCCGAGAAAGAAAAAGAGGUGGAAUCUGCUGAAUGUUACACUCAGGAGCUGUCAGGCUCUCACACUUCAUCUCCCACCACCUCUACCCACAACAACAACAACAGCAGUGUGGGACCACAGCAGUGCCAAUCUUUGGACAGUCACCAAAGCCUUUUAAAUGGAGCACAGCCGAACCCAUUUGUCUGUGGCGGUGUCCUGGCUGCCCCCUGCACAGACGAUUCAUUGCCUUCAGGAGCAAUUGUUAAUGGAUCUGCUUCACACUGUACCUCAGAGGAACCCCAUGUCCCCAACAAGGAUGCAUCCCCUUUGGCUGGGACAGACACCAACCCUGAGGUGUUGGAGCCUCCCUGUGAGCUUCAAUCAAACACUUGGCAAAAACCAGAAGGGCACAUUAUGAAAGCACCAUCCACACGGACCCUAUCUGAGUCAGACAACAGCUACUGUGAGACUCCCUUGGUAGAGGACAAUGCAGAUAACAGGGCAAUCAGCCGGGUGUGGACAAACAACGGCGUCAAAACAGGAUCCUUAUGGGAUGAUGAUUCUGAGUCAGAAAGUUCCUCUGACAACUAUGACGGUCUAAACAGGAGCCUCCGAGAAAAGUUUAUGUGCUUCCUGUUGAAAGGCAGGAUACUUGAUGAGGUGGUAAAAGGAAAGAUAAAGGUAGGGGGUCUUCAGUCAGCCAGCUCAAGGAGGAGAAAACGAAAAACCUGCAAAGUGAAAAGGAUACCAAUAGAAAAUAAAGUUAACGAAGGCUUCAGCUGUGAAUCCCUUAUUAACAUGGACUUGGAUUUUGAUUCAUCAAUUAGUGAAGAACAUUCCUUGAUGCAGAAUUCAGAAAGUUUGAAAGCACACAUAGACUUCCAUCUGGGGAAUUCCCAAGACAAGAAAAACUUAAUUUCAAGUGAUAAUGCAGGCGGGUACAAUGAAGCAGACACCUACGUGGGUGGCCAACCAAUGCCAUUAAAGAGAGAGCAGGAAACAGGCUUUGAGUCAGAGCACUCGUUCUUCCAAUGCACAAAGUGCAAUGUUAAUUUCAAGGAGAAAAGGCAUUUGCAUAGGCAUAUGAUGUAUCAUUUAGAUUGGCAUAAUCGGGUAGAGCAGGCGAGCAUCCACCCCUUUAUAUGCAAAGAGUGUGGGCGUUCAUUCUGUGAGCAUUCUUCCCUGCAGAAGCACAUGCUGAUCCACCAGGUGCGAAGGGAGAAGCUGAUGGAGGAGAUUAAAGAUCUGAACGAAUUGAGAGGCAAGAAAGGAGAAGCUCAGCUUCGGUGUCCCCAGUGUGCUUUUGAAACCGACUGUCCACAAACGCUCAUUAAUCAUGCCAAGACCCACGAAAAGGACAAACCGUUUUAUUACAGUUGUGAAGAAUGCAAUCAUAUAGUGCUGAACAAGUCCGAUAUGGAAGCACACCAACAGAUAGCUCACCUCAGUGCAUGCCAAGGAAAAGUCAUAAAACCCUUGGGCAUGCUUUUUUGCAAAAUUUGCACAUUUAGAACAAAGUGUAGAGACGUUUUAAGGAAGCACCUGAAACUCGUACAUGACCAGCCACUUUGGCAUUAUGAACUUCAAUCACACAGUAUGGCAGCUCACCUUACAGGAUCUGUGUCCGAGCAGGACAAGAUAACGGGCCAAACUGAAAUGGACAACUUAUCUCCACCUUCACUGAAGCCAAAGUUCCUCAGAGAAAAGCAGAACAAAAGUGGAGCACGGUUGUCUGCAUGGUCCAAUAACCUUGCUGACCUUUUUCUGAGAGAUAACAGCACACAAAAAUCCUGUAAAAGUUUGAGCUCCUCACUGAUCAAAUGGAGUUUUGGCAGCUUAGCAAACAACCUGUCACCGUCUUCCCUGCAAUGUGACAAGCCAAGUAAAUUAUCUCUGCCUACAGAGAGGAUAGAUGUGACAAAGGGUCUCUCCUAUGGUGAAGAGGACAAUCAAAAAUGUGAAAAUGCUGUCUCUAAACAGAACACAAAAUAUCUUUCCAUCUUGAACCUUGCAACCAAGUCUGCCGACUCUAGCAAAACUGUACAUCUGGACUAUGAUGAUGUUAACACUUCCAAAGGUCCCUCACCUGGAAGCAGAUUAGCAGUACAGACACAAAAAUCUCCUUCUAAAAGAAAAAUGUCCAUUCCAUAUCACAACACUCCUAAGAAAAUUCCAAUAAUUGUACCGAAACAUCAACUAGAAAGGACUGAUAUUUGUUCUACAGGCAACUACAGAAGUGCUCAUUUUGAUUGUGCCAAUCAAAGCAAAGCACACUACCUGCAUAACAGCGAUGCCUCUGACCCCUUAACCCAGCAGGGACAUUUGCUCAAAGAUGACGUCCAUAACUCUCCUGAUCAGUCAGAUCUUGAUAGCAACAUGGAAAGUGAGGAUGAGAUCAGCACACUUAUAGUGAAAGAAGAAAACAUGGAGAGUGCGGUGAGCGAGGACAAUCCAGAGUGUACCGAUCCUAAUCUCAGCGAUUCGUUCACCAGUUACUGCGUGUCCCCCGUGUUUGAACCAGAACGGAAGUGCUGUCCAUAUUGUCCUGCAGUGUUUGAGUCAGGUGUGGGCUUGUCCAAUCACAUCAGAGGACAUCUGCACAGAUGUGGUUUAAGCUAUGAGGCUCGUCACAUGCUGUCACCUGAACAGGUGGCGUCUCAGGACCGGCAGCCUCGCAUUCGCAGAAGAGCCACCGCCAUGAAUAACAGGAUCCGGAGAGCAGAUAAACCCGAGUCUCAGACUGAACACACCUGCCCACUGUGUCUGGGCUGGUUUGACACUAAAACCGGCCUGUCCAAUCAUGUGCGGGGUCACCUGAAGCGGAUUGGCAAGCCAAUCUCAGGUGUCAGCAAGUCUCCCUUGUGCAUCCUCACUGAGCUCCUGCAGGACGAGAAUGAACAUGAGAAUGUUCUCCGAGCACUGGAGGCCAAACCUCGCCUAUCCAGACCCUUUGUCUCUCGGAAGUUUGCAGGAAGCGAGGGUCUGUUUCUUGCACCCACUGCUGUCCCAGUGAAGAUCCAGAACUCUAACAGGCUGGUGCAUGAGGAAGGCGAGCAAAUGAAGAGGAAGGAGAUGAUGAUGAAUGAGAACAAGAAAAGCGCUUUAGUGGAGCUUCUAAAAAGUCAGAAACUGGACCAGGAGCUGGCAGUCACAUGUCACUCGAAGACAGCCAGAGCUCGUUUUAUCAUUUCUCCAUCUAAGAAGGUUUCUCCUGAAGCUUUGCCUGACACCAUAUGUAGCCAAGGAAGGUUUGAAGGAAAUAAGAAGAUUUGUAUCCACUGUAAUGCAACUUUCCAAAGCGGCGUCAGUCUUUCCAAUCAUCUUAGGGCUUAUGCACGCAGGAAGAGGAUCGCCAUGCUGGAGGGAACGUCAUAUGAUUGUAAUCAGAAACUGCCUCGCUUGAGGUCCGGGCCAAAGAGAAAGGCGUUCCACACUGUACACGCCACCUCCGACGUGAUCUACACACUGACAUGCAGGUUCUGUGAUCUGGUCUUCCAGGGCCCACAGUGUGUGCAGGAGGACUGGGUGAAGCACCUGCAGAGACACCUCAUGCACAAUGCUGUCAGAGGCACAGGCGCUGGGAUGGUGGAGGUUCCAGCUGUGUGUGAGGAGCCAUGUGCUCCAGACUGUGUCACUCAGGGGCUCUAAAUCACGUUUACACACAAGCUUUAUUCACGGUACCACUCUUCUGCUUAUGUACAUAGGAAGAUAGGAAGAGACCUACACAGAUUUAUUCUUUAUAGCGCUAUCUCUGGACAGGUGUAGAAAUCUAUAUAAAACAUAUUUAUGAAUAAAUCAAACGGAAACAAACAGAAAACGAGAGAUCAAGAGAGAGAGAAUAUUUUCUUAUAUUGCACAUAUUUUCUCUUCUCUCCCCCCCCCCCCCCACUUUUUUUUUUUAUGUUCCCCUUAUAGACAUGACAUUUGUCAUAAAUAAAGUCUGGUAUUGACACGUUCCUACAUUAAUAUAUUCUUGUACAGAGCUGAAUAUUUGCUUAGAGAUAAUAUGCUCUGAUCUAUUUUUAAACCACAAUCAUACUUUGUGCACACAGUGUUACAUUUAUUGCUAAGACUACUUCUGUAAGUGUAAUUCGUGUGUAACUAGGGAUGUGCUGAAACUCUGGCCACUGAAAAGAUUGAUUUUUUUUGUAAGAUUAAAUAUAACAAAGUAUCAAACAGUAUCGCUUUAUAAAUCAUUUCAUUUUUAAUUAGUGGCUUAAUAAAGCCUGGCCCUUAUUCAUCAAAAUUGUAUACAGCAAAAUGUAAAACGAGCCUGCAAAAUUCAACCAUUGGUUCAUUUCAACCAUUCAAAAUUCAACCAUUUUAUACAUUUAUAUAUAUGUUUAUGUUCUUAGAAUUAAUCAAUGUACUUGAAUGAAAAGUUUGACUUCAGGAUGAGAUUAUGCUAAACAACCACAAAGACAUUUCUCCUACACUUAUUUAGUCAGAUUUAACAAGGGUGCCAAUAAUUCUAUGACUGUUUACGACAUGUAAAUAAGGGACUAAUGGGUGGGAGCUUGUUACUACACAGCAGACGAUGAUCUGCUCCUGAAUCACAAGUGUUUUGGUGUCAUAUGAUGGAUUCAUGCUAGAAAUUUAAUGUUUUUUCAAGUCCUCGCAUCGGCACUCGUUUCUAUGCAAAUUUGAUGAAUAAGGACGGUUGUGUUCUGCAUCAUGUGUGAUCUUUUGUGUGUGAAUGUUCAAUCUCAUCCCUUAUGUCAAUUCCUGGGCUGAAUUUGUGUUUCCUCACCUGGGCCACCUACUUCACUGCUUUAUCAGACUUGCUCUUCAUAUGUGUACCUUUUCAUACAUCCAUGCACAUUACAUUCUCCUGAACUGAACUGAACUGAACAGCUGUGGCUAAUUAUCAGCCAUAAUCACCUGCAGUGCAGGAUUAGCAUUUUAUGCUAUUUGUUUGUUUAUUAUUGAUUAGUCUUGGGUUUUACUCAAAACCCCCCAAACAAAAUGCAAAAAAAUGGAUAGAAUUUAUGCAACGAUACAAAAACCAAAUAAAACCAAAAAUAACCCUUAUAUUAUUCACAUUUCUGCUUUUACUCUUUGCUUUUGAUGCAGUAUGUCCUGUUUGUGUUUUGUUUUUUAAUUUAAUUUGUGCGCAUUUCUAUAUGCAUGAUAGGGGGCCUUUAGAUGAUUUAAAUAAAUUUUACAUUGAUGUUUGCAUUUUAGGACACACUAAAUGAAAAGAAUUUCAACUCAUUGGAUACCAAUGGCACUAUGUAUGCUUAUUAUAUGUUAAGACAAUUCAAAACUCCUAAUAUAGGCUCAGUUAGAUGUUAAAAGCACACUGUUCUGUGAUACUACAUUACACUACACUGCUGUAACAACCUCAUACACUGCUUUUUUGUAUGAAUAUUAACAUCAGCUCCGAUGGCAGAUUUCAGCAUUGUUUAUCUGUUACACUUAACUCAACUGAACUGUGUGGCAUCCAAAUAGAAAUAGUCAACUCUUGCUUUAUGAUUUAUUGAGAAAUUAUCUAUUACCUUUCUGUGCUUAAACUAUUUAUGAACAAUUUUAUAUGUGAAUAAGUGACAUGCCAUGUUUUCCAGGUGAUAAGAUUUGCUCUUUGCCCUCUGUAGCAUAUAUAGUGAAGCAAGAUAUGUUAAUUCAUUUAAGCUUAAUUAUAAUAUUCCCAUUUGUUAAGGUUUUUUUUUUAUUUCUUUUCUUUUUUAAGUACAGUAGACAUGCUACUCUAGAAUUUAUGGUAGAUUCCACAUCCCAUGUGUUAAUAAAACAGCAUUAUUACUGAAAUGUUCGUUGCAGAACUAUAGAUUAAAGGUAAAAAUAAUAAAGAUAAUUUAACAAAAAUGAGUCUCAUACUAGUCAUCUCAUCUGUUGAAACCUUGUAUGAAUUUUGUAUUGUUAACUGUUAGAAGUGGUUGCUAUUAUAGAGGGGCAGUAACUGGAUGAACAGACAUUACUUAAGAAGUGUUCGGUCUUCUUUAAAGCAGACAGAAUUUAAGAUCAAUGCUUUAGUGAAGGCCUCAGGAUAGUGUACAGUGCUGAACUAGGGCAGCUGUAAUAGAAAAAACUGCUAUGAAAAAAAGAAUGCAUUUUUUCCCCCAGAAUGUUAGCAUUUGUUUUAUACUUCAUAUAUUGUCCGGAAAACAUUGCUUGUUUCAUCUAGUUUACGCUUUAUUUGCCUUUACAGCAUGUGUGUUGCAUUACUGAGGACUAUUAAAAGAAUCAGAUCAUGUAGUUAGAGCUUGUGAGUUUGUCUGAGCAAAAGUAGGUUUCUUGAGACGCCAUAAUUAAUAAAUUAGUUGACGACCCAUGUAAAA
Tachysurus fulvidraco (yellow catfish) is the source of this 6545-nucleotide messenger RNA. It is a transcript of the gene znf644b, whose product is annotated as zinc finger protein 644b. Gene Ontology annotation, molecular function: DNA-binding transcription factor activity, RNA polymerase II-specific; RNA polymerase II cis-regulatory region sequence-specific DNA binding. NCBI's taxonomy places the organism in Eukaryota, Metazoa, Chordata, Actinopteri, Siluriformes, Bagridae. The coding region runs from base 193 to 3897 and encodes 1234 amino acids. The transcript is spliced from 6 exons. The record is from RefSeq and is a predicted model, not a curated record. Gene Ontology annotation, cellular component: nucleus. Gene Ontology annotation, biological process: regulation of transcription by RNA polymerase II.